AUCUUUUCCAGGGAAAGUCCAAGUGCGCUCAAAACCCAAGCCAUAGCUCUUCUUGCCGCAUUUCCUCCCCAGCUUGCGAAUCCCACACCGAACAAGAUGUGCAAAGGACUUGCAGGUCUGCCGGCUUCUUGCCUGAGGAGUGCAAAAGAUAUGAAGCAUCGUCUAGGUUUCCUGCUGCAGAAGUCUGAUUCCUGUGAACAUAAUUCUUCCCACAGCAAGAAGGACAAAGUGGUAGUUUGUCAGAGGGUGAGCCAAGAGGAAGUCAAAAAAUGGGCUGAAUCACUGGAAAACCUGAUCAGCCAUGAAUGUGGGCUGGCAGCUUUCAAAGCUUUCCUGAAGUCUGAAUACAGUGAGGAGAACAUCGAUUUCUGGAUUAGCUGCGAAGAGUACAAGAAAAUCAAAUCACCCUCUAAACUAAGUCCCAAGGCCAAAAAGAUCUAUAAUGAAUUCAUCUCAGUCCAGGCAACCAAGGAGGUAAACCUGGAUUCCUGCACCAGGGAGGAGACAAGCCGGAACAUGCUAGAGCCCACGAUAACCUGCUUUGAUGAGGCCCAGAAGAGGAUUUUCAACCUGAUGGAAAAGGAUUCAUACCGCCGCUUCCUCAAGUCUCGAUUCUAUCUUGACCUGGCCAACUCUUCCAGCGCUGGGUCAGAGAAGCAGAAAGGAGCCAAGAGUUCUGCAGACUGUCCUUCCCUGGUCCCCCAGUGCGCCUGAUUCUCAGAGGGUGCUGGAGGCCUGAGAUGCUAAGACUCUAUGCCUGGAAAACCUGAGGCCAAAUAUUGAUCUGUAUUAAGCUCCAGGGCUUUAUCCACAUUGUAGCUUAGUGUUCAUGCUGCCUGCCAUGUAUGAGUCUCUCCUGUGUAAGAAGUAGAUCGAGUUUUGGUGUUUGGUUUCCAUCAGGGCAGGACCUCCUUCCAGUCCAACUUUCCCAGAAUUCCUUUAGGGUGCCACGUGAGCAAGUAUCCAAAGAAUGGUUUUGGAGGGGUGGCUUUCCAAAGACUGUUGCAGUUCUCUUCUCCCAAUGGUUUGACCUCAGGUUGGUUGGUUGGUACAUUUCAUGUGACAUCCACAAGCACAUGUAUUCUGUUGGCACUUUCUCUAAUCUCUAGAUGUUAAGAUAUGGUUGAUCUAUUAUGUGUACCUAUGUGUGUGUGUAAAUACAUGUA
This is a messenger RNA of Enhydra lutris kenyoni (northern sea otter), 1166 nucleotides long. It is a transcript of the gene RGS4, whose product is annotated as regulator of G protein signaling 4. The coding region runs from base 97 to 714 and encodes 205 amino acids. NCBI's taxonomy places the organism in Eukaryota, Metazoa, Chordata, Mammalia, Carnivora, Mustelidae. The transcript is spliced from 5 exons. The record is from RefSeq and is a predicted model, not a curated record.